This is a messenger RNA of Trichoderma harzianum CBS 226.95, 395 nucleotides long. RefSeq lists its product as hypothetical. The transcript is spliced from 2 exons. NCBI's taxonomy places the organism in Eukaryota, Fungi, Ascomycota, Sordariomycetes, Hypocreales, Hypocreaceae. The record is from RefSeq and is a predicted model, not a curated record. Gene Ontology annotation, biological process: positive regulation of transcription by RNA polymerase II. The coding region runs from base 1 to 372 and encodes 123 amino acids. Gene Ontology annotation, molecular function: DNA-binding transcription factor activity, RNA polymerase II-specific; zinc ion binding; sequence-specific DNA binding. Gene Ontology annotation, cellular component: nucleus.
AUGCCUUCGCAAAAGAUCUCUCCCACUCGUCGUAAGAAGAGGGCCACAGCCGACGACACCGAUAGUGAGCCUAGAAAACGACGAGCUCGCUAUGCUCUCCGCGCCUGUUGCGAGUGCAAGCCCCGAAAAGUACGCUGCGAUGGCCAUCUGCCGUGUGAGCAUUGUCAAAGCCGAUCGAUUCAGUGCAUCUACGACACAGAUCCCAAGUUGCUCACAAACUGUGCGUGCGAUGCUUCAACCCAGAGGAAUGACUGCAGCGAGCAUACGAGCGACAGCACAGAAGAUACGAGUGAGAUUGGACGCUUAGCUCGCCUUGUUGAGAACAUGCAAUCACAAAUAAAUGUCCUGAUUGAGCUUAAUAAGGGACCAUAAUAAGGGACCAAGUAAUGGCCGGG